UGCUCUCUAUGGUAAUGCGGAAGUGAGUGACUCGCUUCUCUCUCUGUUCGGGAAGCACAACCGGACGCCGUAGGCGCGUGGCUCUCCGAAUAAAUAGGAGGGAGAGGCUGCGCUUGCGUUGCCAUGGUUACUUCCUCGGGUCACGUGGCGCUUGUUUCCUUUUCCCUGCCGUAGAGGGACCCAGCGGAGAUGGCGCCUGCAGCCCCAAAGGAAAUAAUGCUGCAGAGCCUAGCACAAUUACUACAGGAUUCUGGUGACUUGAUUUUGGAUGGUACUAGCACUUUGACUUUGUUCACAUCCACACUACAGAUUCUCACUGAAAUCUUUGAACAGCACCUACUGCCACGGAACCAGAAUCAUGGGUUCAUUGCACUCUCAUCGCACCCGGCUGAAACAUCUGCAAUCCUUCAAGCCCAGUUUCUUUUUGAUGUCUUGCAAAAGACCCUCUCACUUAAGCUCAUUCAUGUUCCUGAUUAUGCUCUGUCAGCUGCUGUGAAAAUUUCCCCCUUCAAGUCUCUGCGGCGUUUAGAGCUGAAGUGUGUUCCUUUACACUGUCUGCAAGGUUUACGGUUUAUCUAUUCCCAGUUGGAGGCUUUGACCUGUUCCAAAUGUGUGAGUUCCCUGAAAGAGAUCUUCUCUGAAUGUGGAGGGGACCUCAGUUCUGCACUUCCUUGGCUAGAAUUACAGACAGUCAACUUCAGCUACAAUUCCAUUGCAAACCUGGAUGAUUCACUGCAAUUACUGAAUGUGCUGAAGGCAUUGGAUAUUAGUCACAAUCUCAUCCAGGACUGCGAGUGCUACCUGACAGUAUUGACAGAGCUGGAAUACUUGAAUGUAGCCUACAACUUCUUGACUAAGAUGCCUGACCUUGGACUAUACAGCCAGGCUAAACUGGUGACCCUGAUCCUUCGGUAUAACCAGCUUGAUAAUAUUAAUGGUGUGGAACAGCUACCAAGCCUUCAGCAUUUGGACAUUGCUUACAACUUGCUGCUGGAGCACUCUCUGUUAGCGCCAUUGUCCUUGCUCCACAACUUGAGAAGAUUGCACCUGGAGGGAAAUCCUUUAUGGUUCCAUCAGAAUCAUCGAUUGGCCACAAUAACACACUUGUCUCCUAGAGCUAUUCCUUGCAAUUUCCUUCUUGAUGAGGAGCCACUGUCUGUCUCUGACCUGCGGAAUCAUUCCAAACUGGAUCAAACUUUUGUUCAGCCACUCUACACUCCAGCCUCAGAGAGGGCCUUGGCAGACCGCAGUGCCCUGGAAAGUUCUUGUGCCGCAGACCAAAGUGACAGCCAAUCCCCUGGAGAAAAUAAAUUUGCAAGACGUCCCUCCCAGAGGAGAUCUAAGGGGAAGAUCAAAGUGCGCAGGGCCAGCAUUUCGGAGCCCAGUGAUACAGAACAUGAGACCAGAGUGCUGCCCCUCUCUUCAGGUAUAGUUCGGCAGCACCAGGCAGAGAUGGAGCGUAUGGACAGCUUCCGGGAUCGCUUUGGGGCACACUGGCUUCAGUAUCGGCGGCACCUGGAAGCUGAUGGACAGGCCGGGCCUGCUACUCCCUCUGGCAGCCCCACAGUGGAAUCCCCUGGCAACACAAGUGAGGCCUCUGAGCAGAGUGAGAGCCUGGUACCAGAGAAGAUCCCUGAUACUGCUGAGGGAAAAGACCAGGACCUGGACCUGCUGCAGGAAGAGAAUGUGGUGGAAUGUCCCAGAGCAACAACAGGCACAGAUGUGCCAGCAGCUAAAGAAGAUAAAGAACAGGAGGAAAAACUGGAAGUGGAUCUCUGCCAGCCAAUGUUGGUUAGUCAGAUAGAAGGUGACUGUGACCCAGAACCAGACUGGAUCUUCCUGCGAGUUACUAGCCGGCAUGUCAUGGAGGUGGAGCUGAAAGCAGCCAGGGUUCUACACAGGCUGGAGCUGCAAAGCCUGGAGAAAGUAGAGACUUCAGAAAUUCCCUGGAAAAGGAUGGAUCUGGAGCGUGUCUUUCCAGUUCUCACCCUGCACUUCAGCUACAUCUGCAAGGACCGCCAGAAGCGUCGCUAUGUCGUGCUUGAUGACCAACCUGAACUUUGUGUACAGAAAUUACUCAAAGUGUUGACACCAAUCCUGGAGAAAAACCGGAAAAACAGAAGUCAGGAGAAGGGAGGCUCGAAACUUCAGUGUCUGAAAUGCAAGCAGGAAUUUCCAGGGCACUUGCUUGGGUGGCAAAGUGCAGGCCCUGCUGAAGAAAUUGACACUUUCACAGAGCAAGAUGCUGCUUCUUCCAGUGAGCCCAUCAUCUGCCCUAGCUGCUCAAGUGAUCAUGUGAUUAUCUUACCCUGCGAAACACGGCCCAGCACGCUGUUGCUUCCUCAAGAUGGCCUUGAUGAAAGCCAGCAGGAGCCAGAAUCAGGGAAGUUCUACAUUGGUGAUGAUAAUAACUCUGAAACUGGGACUAGCUCCAGUACCCAAAUUCAAGAGCUGAGUGCACAUUCCAGCUCCCGCAGCUCCGAAGGAACAGACGCGAGUAAGAGGGAUUUGAACUCCAAGAGGCGAUUUUCUUCCUUCAGCCGUACAGACACCAAUGGAGGGAGCCUACUGGGGAGCUAUCAUUAUAGUACAUCUCGUGGAGCCACCCCUUCUCAGCUCUCUCUGAGCUCAGAGCAUGAGGAGCACUGGAACCUGAGCCCUCCAACCAACAGUCUGUUGAGCAUGCGGGACUUCUUUUCUGUGGACCAUCGUCUAAAGCUUUAUUUGGACAUGGAAGUGUUUGACAAGGCAGAAGAGUUCAAAUGCUUUCUCAAGGUGGCUGUAGUGAAAAAUGGCCAGCCAGGGGAGUUCCAGGCACUCCUGGUGUGUUCAGAUGUUCAACUUCAUGUGUUGGAGGUUAAAGGGGAGAUAAGGGGACAGCCAUCUGACUGGUUGAAGAAGGGUGACUGCCACUGCCUAUCUAACCUCUCUUGCCUGGAGGUAGGACUGUGCCACCAGAGCUUGCAUGUGGAGUUUGUGAAUCCUUCUGCCUCCUAUAACCUGCUGCUUCGCAACCAGAGCCGCUGCCGACGCUUCCUCCAGUGCCUGACACAACUCAUACAGGAAUUGCCAGCCAAAAGCAAGAGAAAUAUCCCAGAUGUUACUGUUCUGGAAAUGAACCCCCAGCAUCCAUUGUGGUCUCUGAUUGACAAAGACCUAGCAAAAGAAGCUGCAGGUGGCUCAGCCAGACCCUUCUUCUAUCUGUUGGCAUAUCUCAUCCAAGGGGCUUCUGCCUUUCCUGUGACCUUGCUCAGCACCCAUAGCAACAUUUUCUUGGUGGAAGAAGAUCACCAAUGGCAAAAAGACUCACCUUCCUCUAGUUCAGACAGUGACACUGAGCCGAAGGAUAGCUUUCAUCUGAAGGAGAGUGAGCCAAUCAGUAGCAUCAGUGGCGUUGUGCUUUACCGUUUCUCCCCUUGUGAUGUAAAACUGCAGCUUUAUGAUGAGGUCCUAAAAGUGGAGAGCACUUGGCACUUGCGAACAGAGUGUCCAGACCUCUUGGCUGAGCUGGUGGAAUGGCUGCGUGUGCCCUGGGAAGAGAUGUUCUCAAUUGCUCUCCGGAAGACUGUGCUUGAGGUGCUGGAGUGAGUUAAGGAAAAUCUGACUGGGCUGUUUCUGUCCCUGCUGGAUUGAAAGAGCAGUUCUUGGACUACUUCCAUACCUCUGCUGCACAAAAUCAUUUUGAAUUUUACUGCUGUUGCUGGAAAAGUCCUAGCAACAUCUGGUAACUGCAGUAGGAUAGUUUGGGUCCUUCCCCUAUUUUGAUAGCACGGGCACUUGGCUAGUUGCAAGGUCUUGUUAAUGAUAGUGUAGGUUACUUUCUGUGGAUCAGGAAGUGAGCAAGCCACAGACAGGAAUACCAAUCACCUCCUAUUGGAUGGAGAAGAAUCCCCCUUGGCGUUUCCAGGGGCAAGCCUCAGCUAUCCACAGCUGUUCAUGUGCACUCGUCACUUUCUUCUGGGCAGCAGCUGCUGGAGAUCUUGAAGCAGACCAUUCAGACAGUUCUAGAUUGUGCACAGAACUGAACUCUUGUGAUUCUGCUUCAGAGGGCCUGGAGCUCCCACAGCAGGGCCCAGACCUUGUUUUUUGGCAUGAGGGCCUCACUUUCCAGACAUAUGAAGAAAAUACACUGAGAUCAGUGUCCAUGUGCUGGACUACCUUUCAAAGGGUGGUCUUAUCUGCUGGGUAGGGAGGUGGGGUUGAGAAGGUUGCACACUCUGUCUCUGUGGGUGCAGAGAAAAUUCAGGUUCUUUGGGUAUGAGUCACUGGAAACUGUAGCCUCCCCUGGACAGGACAAAAAAUCAGUUUUAACUGUGAGGCUUUUAUUUUUGUUGUCUAAUAAAAGUUUUUUUUAUUAGCCUUU
Messenger RNA from Anolis sagrei ordinatus, 4363 nucleotides. Lineage: Eukaryota; Metazoa; Chordata; Lepidosauria; Squamata; Anolidae. The record is from RefSeq and is a predicted model, not a curated record.